Penicillium olsonii is the source of this 765-nucleotide messenger RNA. NCBI's taxonomy places the organism in Eukaryota, Fungi, Ascomycota, Eurotiomycetes, Eurotiales, Aspergillaceae. The record is from the annotation of a GenBank genome assembly.
AUGCCUCCCAAGUCCAAAAAAGCAGAAAAGCCCAAGCCAAGCCAACCAACCCAAUCCACCCCCAAUUGGCCUCCCCUCCGACCCCUCCUCCCCGCCGCCGAUCUAUCCCUAACACCCCUCCUCACCGACCAAAUCUACCUGAUCCGCAAUUUCCUCCCAGGCACCCUAUGCAAGACCUACGCCUCAUUCCUCGCCUCUCUCCCCCUGACCACUACACCCGGCAAACCAAAGAAAGAUGAAGCCCUGCGCGUCAAUGACCGCUUUCAGAUCGACGAUCGUCGAUUCGCCGACAUGCUAUGGGAAACAACAGCCAUGAAAGAGCUCGUCACGACGCGAUUCGCCGAAGAAGAAGACGAAGAGCUUUCUCCCACCGAAUUCGCCCAGCGAGCCCGCCAGCUCUGGGGCGGAGAACCCUUAGGUCUUAAUCCCAAUAUCCGUAUUUAUCGAUACUCGGCCGGGCAGUUCUUCGGACAGCAUUAUGACGAUGCAAAUAAUAUAACUUUUACCCCGCCUCGGUCGAAGGCUGUUCCUGCGCGCACGACGUGGACGCUCUUGGUUUACUUGACUUCGUGUGAAGGGGGCGAAACGGUCUUCUAUCCGGAGUCUACAAGGGAGAAUCGGAACCCGGAGCCGAUUGCUGUGGCGCCGGAGGUGGGGAUGGCGUUGUUGCAUCGACAUGGUGAUCAUUGUAUGAUCCAUGAGGGGAUGGAGGUUACGGGUGGGGAGAAGUGGGUGUUGAGGAGUGAUUUGGUUGUUCCGAGGUGA